AUGCAUUCUGCAACAAUCUUCUUCUUCUCCAUUCUAGUUGGUCUGUUGGUCACUUUUCAAGAAACUGAAGGCGGUUCCGUAAUAUCUAGAAUCGGGGGAAGCACUGAAAGCAAUCAAGUUCAAACUAAAAUUCCUGAGCUAUCUAAAGAACCACCAGAGGGCUGGAAAAGAUAUUUGUGGUAUCUCAGAAAAACUCUCACCUCAUUUUGCACACUCAAUUAUUACCUUUCCUACCUACCAUUUUAG
Trichobilharzia regenti is the source of this 246-nucleotide messenger RNA. Lineage: Eukaryota; Metazoa; Platyhelminthes; Trematoda; Strigeidida; Schistosomatidae. The record is from the annotation of a GenBank genome assembly.